AUGAGCGCGGCCUGCAGUGGGCGGUUUUGCCCAAUCGGGUGCCGGGAAGCGCGGCCCGUCCCUGGAGGGGAGCCAAUAGAAGGCGACUCCGGCAACACACCCGCCCUGAUCCCCAGGAGCCUAGCGCUCCGAGCGCAGCUGCGGGAUCGGACCGCGUACGGAGCGAGUGGGUCUGGCCAGGCGGAGCAGCCGAGCGUGGAUCUGUUGGGGGACUACAGGACUGUACUAUGCUUCAAGUCUACUUCUUGUGGCGGCGGCGGCAGCUGCGGCGGCCGCUGCGAUGCUAAGAUCAAUGCCUCUCCCGCCUUCGAGUCGUUCUUGUUCUUCGAGUGCGAGAACAAGAUCAAGGCACCCGAUGCCUGUUUGUUCACCUCCAACAAGGAGGACCACGCGCUAGGAAACAUCAUCAGAUUGCAGCUGCUGAAGGUCCCCCAGGUGCUGUUUGCUGGCUACAAAGUCCCCCAUCCCUUGCAGCACAAGACCCUCAUCGUGUGCUGACCGCACGGGAUGCCAGCCUUCACCAAUGCCAUCACAGACCGCUUCCGUGAGCUCUUCCUGCUGGAAGAGCGCGUCCGACUGGCCAUCAGAGACAAGCAAGAAGGAAUUGAGUAG
This is a messenger RNA of Globicephala melas (long-finned pilot whale), 612 nucleotides long. Lineage: Eukaryota; Metazoa; Chordata; Mammalia; Artiodactyla; Delphinidae. The record is from RefSeq and is a predicted model, not a curated record.